AAUCAACCGCGAAAAGCUCCGACUUUGGAGAUCGCUCGAAGGCCAAAAGAGCCAUCGACCACAGGUGAAAUUAUUGAGAUAGAAACAAAUUUUCGACGAGUUAAAUUCAAUUAUCCUAAAAUUUGCAGCUACACUUUCGAAGUUUUGACUCAAGGAAGAAAGGCGAAAAAAGAUGAAAUAUAUAAAGUUUUUCGUAAUUUAUAUGAGAACAAACAAUUUGGUCCAAACGCUUUCCCUGUGUAUGAUGAAACUAUGAUUUACUCCUCCGUCGAAUUCGGUAAUCAAAAACGUUUAAACACCAGUGUAGAUGGAAAACAAUACAUUGCUACUCUUAAAUAUAGUACCGAGAUAGAUUUUAAUUUAUUGAAAAAUUAUAUUGAACAAGAAAAAUGUGAAAUUCUUAAUAGUAGACUUCUAAAUCUCUUGCGAGUGCUUAAUAUAUAUCUUAAUUCUGAUGUUCGUUCAAGAAACUUAACUCUCGGCAGGAGAACCUUUCCAAUCCCCGAUAAACCACAAUAUUUAUAUGGUGGGCCUGAACUUAUGCUUGGUUUCUAUCAAAGCAUUC
Molecule: messenger RNA, 565 nt
Organism: Dentiscutata heterogama
Lineage: Eukaryota; Fungi; Glomeromycota; Glomeromycetes; Diversisporales; Gigasporaceae
Source: the annotation of a GenBank genome assembly